Molecule: messenger RNA, 2169 nt
Organism: Aspergillus alliaceus
Lineage: Eukaryota; Fungi; Ascomycota; Eurotiomycetes; Eurotiales; Aspergillaceae
Product: phosphoenolpyruvate phosphomutase-domain-containing protein
Exons: 6
Coding region: 1-2169 (722 amino acids)
Cellular component (GO): cytoplasm
Molecular function (GO): oxidoreductase activity
Source: RefSeq, a predicted model, not a curated record
AUGGCAAUCAGAACCGCCCAAAACAACCAAGCAAUUCACUUCCGCAGCCUCCACACCCCAGGGAAACCAAUACUCCUCACCAAUGUAUACGACGCAGCAACAGCAUCUCUGAUAGCAAGCCAUCCCUCUACAAAAGCAAUCGCAACAGCAAGUUACGCCAUCGCAGCCUCACAAGGCAUCUCCGAUGACGCUCUGACACUACCACGGAACCUAGCUGCCGUGCGGUCCAUCGCAGCUGUCUUAAAGUCCAGCGAUAUCUCUGAUACCGAAAAAUUGGCUGGAACAGUCACUAAAUUUCCCCUGACCGUCGACGUGCAAGACGGAUAUGCAGAUGUCGCCGAGACGAUCAAGGAAGUCAUCAAUCUGGGAGCAGUAGGCUGCAAUAUCGAAGAUCUAGAUGCCACCGGCCAGCUACGGCCUUUAUCGGAGGCUGUGGCACGGAUUGAGCUGGCGGUCCGGACGGCGACGGAGCUCGGUGUUCCCGACUUUGUGAUCAAUGCGAGAACGGAUGUCUUGGGUAGUAACCCUGGUGGGAAACCGGGAUCUAUUGAAGACGCUAUUGAGAGGGGCAAGGCUUAUCUGAGGGCUGGUGCUUGCACUGUGUUUGUGUGGGGAGGGGCAGGUGGGAGGGGUGUGUCUAGGGAGGAGAUUAAAGAAUUGGUUGCUGCUUUCCAAGGGAAGCUGAAUGUUAAGCUGGUGCUGCGGGAUGGGUUUUUGACGGUGCCGGAGGUGAAAGAGCUGGGGGUUGCGAGGAUUAGUCUGGGGCCUGAGUUGUAUCGAGCUGCGAUGAGCGGGUUUAAGGAAAAGGCUGACAUGGUGUUGGCAUUUGAUAACCCUACUCAGCCAUUUUGGCGCACAGAACCACAUCCGUUAGAUGAAUGUCGAAGCACAGAAGCUCUUCCAGAACAGAGCGAUAUAGUUAUUGUAGGAGCAGGGUAUUCUGGUGUUAGCAUUGCAUAUCACCUUCUAAAGCAUCUGGGCCAACACGAUAAGCUUCACCCCGCUAUUACGAUUCUCGAAGCAAGACAGAUUUGCUCGGGUGCAACUGGUCGGAAUGGUGGCCAUCUACGACCUGAUUUGUAUGAUCGCAUCCCAGCAUAUAUCGAGAGACAUGGAGUGGAUGCUGCAGCCGAGGUAGCCAACUUUGAACUGAGCCAUAUAAAAGCAUUCAAAGACCUUGCAGAAGAAAAUAUCGACUGUGAUUUCAACAUCACUCGUUGUGUGAACGUUUACUUGGAUGAAGCGGCGGGAGAGCGGGCAAAGAAGAAAUACGAAGCCCUAGUGUCGCGAGGUCUGGCAUUUGCUGAUGAUGUACAUUAUACAUCAUCAAAGAACGCUGAAGGGUUCUCUGGCGUCAAGGGUGCUAAGGCGUGCCUCUCGUAUACAUCGGGUACCUUAUGGCCCUAUAAGCUUAUACUGGGUCUUCUUUCAAAGAUCGCGGACUUGCCUGCCGUCAAUGUGCAAACAUUUACCCCCGUUACCUCCAUAUCAUCUGAUGACUCCGGCCAUAUUGUUAACACUCCGCGGGGAUCAAUCCGCACAUCUAAGGUUGUCUAUGCCUCGAAUGCGUACACCUCCGCACUGUUACCUGAAUAUUCGGCCAAUAUAGUUCCAUGUCGUGGAAUAUGUUGUCAUAUUGCCCUCCCAGAAGGCAAGACUGCGCCAUUCUUGCCAUAUUCAUACGCAAUUGGCACGAAGACCGGUAAAAGCGGUGGCAGCUACCUGAUCUCGAGGCCCGACGGAAGCAUCAUCGUCGGAGGUGCCCAGUAUACUUUCAUAGACCAAAAAGAGCAGUGGUAUGGGGUGGUCGACGACAGUACGUUGAUCGAGCCAACCAAGGAUUAUUACAACGACUUUAUGCAGCGCACAUUCAAAGGCUGGGAAGAUAGCGGCGCCUACGUGAGGGAAAUAUGGACAGGGAUCAUGGGAUAUUCAUAUGAUACGAGCCCUCAUGUGGGGGAAAUCCCUGGUAGAUCUGGGCAAUACAUUUGUGCUGGGUUUGACGGACACGGCAUGCCUGUGAUCUUCUUGGCCGCUAAAGGACUCGCGGAUAUGAUUCAUAAUGGUAAGAGCUUCGAAGAUGUGGGCUUACCUCGACUCUACAAGUCAACAAUCGAGAGGAUAACGAGUGCACGAGAUGGACCAGAAGGAGGUGAUAUACUCAAUUAG